Betta splendens (Siamese fighting fish) is the source of this 628-nucleotide messenger RNA. It is a transcript of the gene txndc17, whose product is annotated as thioredoxin domain containing 17. NCBI's taxonomy places the organism in Eukaryota, Metazoa, Chordata, Actinopteri, Anabantiformes, Osphronemidae. Bases 120 to 491 code for a protein of 123 amino acids. Gene Ontology annotation, cellular component: cytosol. Gene Ontology annotation, molecular function: protein-disulfide reductase [NAD(P)H] activity. The record is from RefSeq and is a predicted model, not a curated record. The transcript has 4 exons.
GACCGGAAGUGGAGUAGUGUAGCCAGAGUACAUGUACCAGCUGCUUUUCUGUUAACUCCUGACAGAACCUCACAGUUGUGCUUCAACCAGUGCAUUUUGACCGCUCCUCUUUGUAAAUCAUGGCUCAAUAUGAACAAGUAAACGUGCGAGGCUAUGAUGAGUUCUGUAAAGCUGUUAGUGAGAGACAAGGAAAGGACAUUUUUGUCUAUUUCUCUGGUGAUAAAGACGCACAAGGAAAGAGUUGGUGUCCAGAUUGCGUGAAAGCUGAGCCUGUUGUAAAAGGAGAGCUGGCUCAUCUUCCAGAGGGCUCUGUCUUCAUCUACUGUCAAGUUGGAGAAAGAGCCUACUGGAAGGAUCCCAACAAUGACUUCAAGAAGACUAUGCACUUGACUGCAGUUCCAACCCUUCAGAAAUAUGGAACACCUCAGAAGUUGGUGGAGGAGGAAUGUCUGAAAGCAGAGCUGGUGAGGAUGAUGUUCACUGAGGAUUGAGGUUUCCUACGCUCAACUAAAAAUGAUCCAAAAUGGCUUUACUAAUUUCAACAAUCAUCUGCCUUUAUAAUUUGAUGCGAUUGACCUACAGCAACCAAAUGUGUAAUUUUCUUUUUAAAUAAACAACUUGUAAAAUA